AUGGUCAAACUCUCCACAGACCUCAGCUCGACCAACCUCCAGCUCCUCGCUGGUGGUGUCAUCGUCGCCAUCCUUGUCCUCGACUACCUGCGCUACAAGAAGGGCAAGCUUCACCUCAAGGGACCCACGCCCUACCCCAUCUUUGGCAACCUGCCGCAGAUGGGCAAAGAUGCUGCUCUGACGUUCCACAAGUGGUCCAAGACGUACGGUGACGUCUUCAAGGUCAUUAUGGGCGAGCGCGAGGUCAUGAUCAUCAACACUGCCCAGGCUGCCAAGGAGCUGUUCUCGGACCAGGGUGGUGUCUACAUUGACCGCCCGCAAUUCCACAACUUUCACACAGUCCUUUCGUCGUCUGCCGGCACCACCAUCGGUACUUCUCCCUGGGACGAGUCGUGCAAGCGCCGCAGAAAGGCGGCCGCCACUGCUCUGAACAAGGCCAACGUCCAGGAGUACAUCCCCAUUGUCGACCGUGAGACCCUUGCGCUCAUCGAGGACCUAUAUGUCCAGGGCAAAGGUGGCAAGAUUGAGCUCGACCCGCACCAGUACAUGGCCCGCUUUGCGCUCAACACGUCCCUGGGUGUCAACUAUGGUAUGCGCCUCGACAGCAUUGGUGAUGACCUCCUCGAGGAGAUUAUCACCGUCGAGCAAGGUGUCUCCAACGUCCGCUCCACCACCUCCUCAUGGUCCGACUACGUGCCCCUCCUCCGCAAGCUCCCUACGGGAAACAAGGGAGUCGAGAAUGCCAAGAGCUUCCGUGACCGUCGCGACCAGUACAUGAACAUGCUGCUCCAGGACCUCAAGGACCGUAUCGCCAAGGGCACCGACGUCCCCUGCAUCACUGGCGCUAUUCUCAAGGACCCCGAGGCCAAGCUUACCCCCAUUGAGCUCUCGUCCAUCUGUCUCUCCAUGGUCUCGGCCGGUCUCGACACGCUCGGCAACACCAUGCUCUGGGGUGUGGGAUAUCUUGCCAAGCGCCCCGACAUCUGGGAGAAGGCAUACGAGGAGGUCAACAACGUCUAUGGCGGUUCGGUCCCCGACGCCACCGAGGAGGCCUCGGGAUACAUUUCUGGUCUUUACCGCGAGUGCGCUCGCUACUUUUCCGUUCUCAAGCUCUCGCUUCCUCGUGCCACCAUCACCGACUCGGUCUACCACGGCGUCAAGAUUCCCGCGGGCACCACCGUCUUCUUCAACGCCUGGGCCAUCCACCACGACGAGGCGCGUUACGGCGACGUUGCCAACUUCCGCCCCGAGCGCCACGUCCUGGAGAAGGAGGACGCGGUCCACCAGCCGCACUACAGCUUUGGUAUCGGCCGCCGCAUGUGCGUCGGUGUGCACCUCGCCAACCGUGAAAUGUACUCUGCGUUCGCCAAGCUCGUCUACUUCUUCAAGCUCGAGCCCGGAGAGGAGGACUAUGACAUCAACCCCGAGACCGCCUGCAAGAACACGUACUCGCUCGCGGCCACGCCCAAGCCAUUCAAGAUGCGCUUCGUGCCCCGUGACCCGGACACCAUUGAGCAGUGGAUCCAGGACGAGAAGAGCCGUAACGACCUUAAGAUUGCCUCGUCAAUCUCCAAGAAGACCCCCGCUGCUUAG
Apiotrichum porosum is the source of this 1593-nucleotide messenger RNA. RefSeq lists its product as uncharacterized. The record is from RefSeq and is a predicted model, not a curated record. The transcript has 2 exons. NCBI's taxonomy places the organism in Eukaryota, Fungi, Basidiomycota, Tremellomycetes, Trichosporonales, Trichosporonaceae. Gene Ontology annotation, molecular function: heme binding; iron ion binding; monooxygenase activity. Bases 1 to 1593 code for a protein of 530 amino acids.